AUGAGCCCCGUCGCGGGAACCCCGGAGGUUGCUAGCCCGCGCGCCGGCGACGGCUCCGCCGUGCCGCCGCUGGCGUCGCUCGCCAAGCCGUCGUCGUCGGGCGAUCUUUCGUCGCUGGGCGACGCGAACAGCGGCAUUCCGUGGUGGUCCGUCGCUCUGCCGCUCGAAUCCUCCGGCGGUGCCGCGUCGCCGCUCUUCUCCCCGCUUCUCUCGCCGUUGCCCGGCAAUUCCGGGUUGGGCGGCGAGGGCUUCGCGCUGUAUGGCGACUUGGGGCGGCUGGACGGCGAGUGGGACAGCCCCGAGGGGCGCCGCCAGUCGGACGCGUCCGCCGCCGCUGCUGCGGAUGACGACGCCGGCGGCGCUGCUGCUGCUGACGUCACACAAGGUGCGACGAUGCAAGCAGCGGCGGGAGAAGGGUGGGGCGACGAGGCUCUCAGUAGCGCCGGCAGUGACGACCAUGUCGCUGCUGCCGGUGCUGCCAGCGGUAUCAGCGGUGCUAGCGGUGCCGGCAGUGGCAUCAGUGGCGGUGGGGUGGCGCGCAGCAGCAGCGCGUGGGACGGGUGCGGCAACGACGCGAGCAGCAGCGGGGCUGCGGCGAGGAGGGGCGUGCAGGCGGAUGUGCCAUCCACCGCGAGUGGCGGUGAGGACAGCGCGGCAGGGCGCGCGGAGGAGCACGCGGAGGCUGUUUGCCCUCGCGGCCCUGCUGGGGGGCAGGCAGGGCUGGCGGAGAUGCGGCAGGCGGAGGGCGCAGCGUUGGAUCAGACAGGCUCGGAGCAGCCCGUGGUGAUAGAGGUGGUGAGAAUAGGCAGCGGGGCGAGCGGGGAUAAGGGGGAGCAGGUGGGCAGCGAGGCGAGUGGCGAGGCGGGUGCAGCGGGGCUGCAGAGGCGCUACCCCAGCUUCCGCGUGCGCGGCCAUGCGCCGGGCAGUGACCUGGUCGCGGCUCCCGCGAUGCCCGCGCUGGGGGCUGCUGCUGGGCCGGGCGGUGCGACAGCGCAUGGGGGAAUGCAGGGCGGGGUGGGGGAGCAGAAGGACAGGCCGCGGAGCAGCGCAGGCGUGGUGCGGCUGUGGUCGCCAGGCAGCUCGCCCCCCGACGCCUCCCCCUCCGCCCUCGCUGCCUCUGCGGUGGUGGCGGCAGCAGCAGAAGCAGCUGUGCGUGCAGCGGACACUGGCAGCGGCAGUGGCGAUGCCAUGGACAGCGCGGGAGCGUGGCGGCCCACUGCGCAUGUGGAUGGCUCACCUCUCCCCGCAGGUGCCUUGUCAGGUGAGGAUGCGUUGCUGCUUCACGUGCUUGUUGUGCUCAUUGUGUUCCUCUGCUGUGCACGUGCUGCUCCUCCCGUCCUCACCGCCCUCCCUGCGGUGCACAACAUGCAUGCCACCCAUGGCUGUGCCCUGCACGCGGAGGCGAGGAGCAGCCGGCGCCGGCGCAGGGCGCAGCAGAGGCGGGCGGGCGCGCGCGGGGCGAGCGGGUCUUCGGGGGAGUCGGAUGAUGACUUCUGGGGCACGGGGCAGGGCGAGGGGCGCUCAGGGGUGCAGGCAGGGGCGGACGGGGUCCAUGGGGCCGUGGGGGGGUUGCCUACAGGGGUGGUGGCGCCGUGUGAGAACACCGUUGCUGCUGCUGCUGGUGCUGCUGGUGCUGCUGCUGCUGGUGCUGCUGGUGCUGCUGGUGCUGCUGGUGCUGGUGCUGCUGGUGCUGCUGGUGCUGGUGCUGCAGCUGUUCAUAGAGGCAGUGAUGGGCGUGGCAGUGCGGGUGUAGCAGUGGAGGCAGCGAGUGGGAUGGCGGAGUGCAGCGGCGUGGAGCUGCGUCAGGGGGGGAGCAGCGAGGCGACAGCAGGGCGCGUGGCAGCUGAUGCUGCUGCCGUGGCAUGUGACGAGUCUCAGCAGGUGGGCGUGUGCAUGAGGCUGCUCAGCAGUAGCAUGAAGCAUGAAGAGUCGAGAGGGGGCAGCAAGGCGCGUUCAUUGGGGAUGACUGGGGAGUGGCAGAGGCGGCAGGGAGCAGCAGGGGCGGAGGCAGGGGCGGGGGCGCGAGGGGCAGCAGGGGAGUCAGUGCGGGUGGGGCGAGGAGCAGCGGAGGGCAGUGCGCCUGGCGGGCAGGCAAGGGCGGGUGGAGGCAGAGGCGGAGGCGAAGGCGGAGGGGGGCGCGUGGCAGAGCUGAGGGCGCGGCUGGCAGCCCGGGGUGCAGCGGGCUGGCCGGGUGACGCCGUGCCGCGCGCAGCUGCGGCAGCGGAUGGGGAAGGGCAAGGGAAGGGGGAGGCGGGAGGGGUGGGUGCAGGAGGGGUGGGUGCAGGAGGGGUGGGUGCAGGAGGGGUGGGUGCAGGAGGGGUGGGUGCAGGAGGGGGGAGCAACGUGGUGGUGCUGACAUGCCCGCACGUGGGGCGGCAUCAGCGGCAGCAGCAAGGCGAUGAUGGUGCUGGCGGCGCUGGUGGCGGUGACAAUGGUGGAGAUGCUGGCUGUGGCAGCAAUGCGGGAGGGGCAGCAGCGGAGUGUGUGGUGCACCUCAUUGGCACGGCCCACGUGUCCAAGGAGUCGUGCAACGAGGUGCGCCGGAUCAUCCGCCAAGUCCAACCCGACGUGGUGUUCCUCGAGGUGUGCUCCGACCGCGUCGCCAUGCUCAUGCCCAUGGACCACCUGCAGCUGCCAUCGCUGGCGGAGCUCAUCACGGUGUGGCGCAGCAACAAGUCCAACGCCUUCGCGCUGCUCUACGGCUACCUGCUCGCCAAGGUGGCAGCGCGCAUGGAGGUGUGUCCCGGGGCGGAGUUCCGUGCCGCGUACGAGGAGGCCGUGGCGUGUGGCGCCGUUGUCAAACUCGGCGACCGCCCCGUGCAGGUGACGCUGAGGCGCACGUGGGCGAUGAUGAGUCGGUGGCACCGAGUGAAGCUCGUGGCGCUGCUGCUGCUGCACGCGCUCUGCCUGCCCUCCAAGGCCGAGCUCCACCACCUCGUGGAGGAGCUCAAGUCAUCGGACCUGCUGUCACUCGCCGUGGCGGAGAUGGGGCGCGCCUUCCCCUCGCUCCUGCACGCCCUCAUCCACGAGCGCGACCUGUACAUGGCGUGCAUGCUGCGGCACGUGGCAAAGCGGAGCUCACGCGUGGUGGCGGUGGUGGGCAAGGGGCACGUGGCGGGCAUCACUGCCCAUUGGACGCGCACCGACAUUGAUGUAGCAGCGCUGCUGCGCAUGCCUGCGCCCCCCGCGCCCUUGUUCUCGCCGCUGGUGUGGCGCUGCUUGCUGGCCGGCAUGGCUCUGGGGGGCGUGGCCGCGGCUGCUCUCACCGUCACUGCAUGGCGCCGCCACUGA
Closterium sp. Yama58-4 is the source of this 3291-nucleotide messenger RNA. The record is from the annotation of a GenBank genome assembly. Lineage: Eukaryota; Viridiplantae; Streptophyta; Zygnematophyceae; Desmidiales; Closteriaceae.